UGCGAGAUGCACGCUACAUCAAAGAAAAAUGUACAUAUGAGAGAUUAGUAAGUGUGCGUUCACUGUCUAUUAACACUACUUACUCUACUCAACGAAACCAAUUGUUAUGUACGCUUAGAGGGGAAUAACCAACAAGCUUAUACACCGAUAUGAUAGAGGUCUUAUGGGGACAACGUUCCCCUCUUAUAUUCGUAGUUCAUAUUUUGUCCAUAUCUGUCGCUGAAGUCACACACGCUUUGAACAAAAGGUGGUGAACAGCCUUAAUUUUUUGCAGACAGGAAAGUUAUAUAAAUCUAAAGAAAUAGAAAAGUAUAAAACACAAAUACUGAAUUGUCUUGAUUUAAUAGAAAAUAUCUGAUUAAAAAGAAAUGAUUUCUUAUAAACAGUAAAACUAGUAUAAGUGACGUAUUUGGAGCCUAUCGACUGAAGCAAUUAUAUAUAUUACAAUAAAUAUUAUAUAGUAAACUCUAGAUUUAAUUAAAUAUGGUCCACAUGCAGAAUAGCCUGAUAUAAACGCUUGGUUGGAAAGAGUAUAACAGGAAAUUAAACCUUAUUAUGACAAAGCUCACAAACUAUUCAAUAAUAUUGUAAACCAUCAGAACCAGACAACCAUUAAGGCAUAAUUAGUGUAUCAAUUAAAACAAAAUUGUUCAAAAUACAUAAUAUACAUACAACAAUAUAUAUAAAUGUGCAUGUGCGAAUGUAUGCGUAUUUGUGUAUAUGCAUAUAUGUAAUAUAUGCAAGGAUGACACGCAAUAAUAAUUGAAUUUAUAGCUUCAAGCGUAAUUUGAGAAACUGAAAAUCCUAUUUUAGAAAAACGACACCUACAUACUAUUUCUUGUAUAUUCAAGGAUUAAAAGUAAGGUUAAUUUAAACACAUAAGGAAAAUCAGCGUAAUGAUAUGCAUGCCCGUUUAUAGACUAGCAAACAUAUUGACUAAAAAUUACAGUACAUGAGAUUUACGGAAAAAUAUAUUUAAUAUAUAAUUUAUGCUACUUUUUUCAGUUUUGGCAUUUUUUUUGGACACCUUUCAACAUGAAUACUCCAAUGUCGAGUUUGGCAUCUUUCGUUACAGUAAAAAGCUACCUCACAUCCAAGACAUUUGAACAUUGAUCCACCUACACCACAAUUAGAACAUUUAAGAUUACUUAAUGUAUCGGGGCUUCUAUUUACUUUACCGAGAUGUGGCGUUUCACAGUCUCUUUCGAUGCUUCUAGAAACCUUUUUUGAUAUUUGCGGAAAAGAAACUGUUGAUAUAGAUGAAGUAAAUUCGGUAUAGAGUGAUAUCCAGCACUGUUCCAUUGUGGCUCUUUCAUUCCAACAUCAAUUGAUUGUCCUUGAUUAGACAAAAGAUGUUCUCGAGUAUGAUUAUUGGAAGUAUUCGAAGUUAGCCGAGUAGGAUCCACUUCCAUGACGGCAUUAAUGCCUGUACUUGCAGAUUUGCUAUAAGAAGGUAAAGAGGCACGUUGUCUUCCGAUAGAAGCUGCUGCAACUACUGCAGCAGCUGCAGCUGCAGCUACAACAUCCGGUAUUAUUCUGCUGCGUCCAUAUUGAUUAUUGCUAGCCGAAUAUCCGCUAAGAGAUGUACGUGGUAAAGUUUGUUGCGUCCCUGAUGACAGAGAUGAAGAUGCCAGCAAUAGCGAUGAGAGACAGUUUGCUUCGCUAUUAUGAUUGUUCGUAGAUGUUCUGAGUCGAUCGAAACCAAAAUCAUUUGGUGACUGAAAUCUAGCGGCGGGAAGUGAUCCGGAGUAUUUUAAAAUAUCAGAAGUAAAAUUCCUGUUUGGAUUUUGCAAAGAGGAUAAGUGCUUGUCAACAUGUGACAAUGGACGUAAAGGUGAAUUAAGAGGAUCUUGCAUAGGUAUAUGGUAACUUGUCAAAGGUGUUCCUGGAUGUAAACGGGAAUGAUAUGGAUAACCAUUGUAAACAGGAUAUAAUGCAGAAUGAUAACCAAACGUUGCUCCGCUGUACGGAUUAAUCUGUAAAAGAGAAUCCAAUGAAUUUUUUUACUAUUCUUUACUAUUCUUUUUUGUUAUUUAUCAUCACUUACAUUAUAAUUACUUGGAUAAAAUUGAGUUGUUGAGAGUGGCGUGCAAAUUCCUGAAUUCAGAGUCGUAGUAGAUGGAAGGGACAGAGGAGUUGUGCCAGUAGACACGUGUUGAAAUAAUUGCUGUUGCUGAUGUUGUUGAUGAUGUUGACGAUGCCAUCUCUCCUUAUUCCAUUGUGAAGUUAUAUUUAACACGUUGUUACCAUUGGCAGUAUUCGUUUCAUUCAGUGAUGCUUUGUGCGUAUCGAACUUUGAAGUCUGAUGAAAUAAAAUACAAAUAAAAGAGGAUACUAUUAUUUGAUAAAAAUUGAAUAUUCUAUUAAGUAAAAAUGGAACAUUCUUCAACUUACACGCGUUGGUUCUUCCAUUGAAAUGGUACUAAUAGUAUUUUCCACAGUAUGUAAUUUAGAUUUCUGCUUAGAAACUUGCUUCUUCGACAUUUUGGCCACCCAGUUACCAAGCGUAGGAAAUUGUUCAGUUAUGAUACGAUUAUCAUUACUACUUUGACCAGGAAAAUGUUGAUCUGUAAAAGGAUAUUCUACUUGGUUGAAAGUCGAAGCUAUCGAGUCAUAAUUGGUCUUCCUUGAUUGCGUCGUACUCGAUGGUACCUAAGAUUUUGAAUUAAUUAGAAUAGUUGAUCACAAUCGAAAUACUUAAACAUAAUUAUCUACAGCGUGUACCUUCUGUAUUUUUUUCGAGUCUUCCAUUUUACUAGUUUCUGAAGCAUUUUUCUUCAAAAGCGUAGAGUCAUAAUUCGAUCCUAAUUGCAAGAUAUUCAUCAUAUCGAUCGAAGAUGACAUUUGUGUUUUCGUUAUAGAUGGCGUUGGCAAAGUUGUAUCUAUUUGAUCACAUCUCACGGUGUGUGGUACCUCGGAGCCUCCAGUGAUGGAACUUAUUAUAGGAUUUUUUAUAUUAAUUUGAAUUGCUCUAUCGGCAUCGUGUAUGUCAUGUUUUCUUAUCUCUUUCAUUUCUUCAAUAAUCGAGUGAUUCGAUGAUACAACUUCUAUUGUCUUAGAAAAUUCUUUCAUGGUCUCCUUUUUCCCAUGCAUUAUUUUAAUUUUAUCUUUUUCUACAAUUUCUCCAAUAUUAUUGAAAAAUACUUCUCCAUUUUUAAUAUUUUCAACAUUUUCUGAAGAACGCGGGUCGAUAGAAGUUGACGAAAGAAUUGGAGAUGUCAAUCGAUUACCUGCGUUGGUAUUAUUAUUAGACUCCCAUUCAUGAUUUGUCGUUUCUUCACAAAAGGUAUCUGCCAUUGACGAAAUUUCUGCUGUAUUAUUCUCACACGUAAUCCAGGUUGAUUCGUUUGUCAAUUGUACAGUCUGCAAAGUAGAGAAUUAUUAUCCAAGUAUUUUAACAAUGUUCAAAAUUAUUCACGACAAACCUCUGCGUCAUGCUCAUCCAGUAUAUCCAGGUUCGAUGAAAUAUUUAAAGAAACUUUGGGCAAUACAGGUGGACUACUUCGAACGCUAUCCGGUGACUUAUUGUGAUAGUCUAUUGGCGAACGUGGUGACAGUUUCGGUGGUUCUGGUGAGGAAAUUGGAGAGAAGUUUCGAACGAAUUCGUCGUCCCAUUGAUGCUCUCUCUUAUUUUCAUCAAUAUCAACAAACUUAUUUGCUAGCGGAUUCUCGUUGUAUAAUUUAUUAAGUAACUUUGAAACAUUUUCUAUUUGCUUCUCGUAGCAGUUCAUCAUUUGUCUAAGUCUUGUAUUUCGUUGUGGACUAGAAUUCAUAAUGUUGGGCGCGUUCGCUAUUUCCUGAGAUAGAUUUAAGGCUUUGUCCUGUAAUUCCUUGAGCUUUCGUUUCAAUCUAUUGCGUCUAUAUUUCAAUUUAUAAUUGUCACUCUUGACAGAAGAUCGAUGGACGACAUCAUGAGUGGUCGAACUUGUCAAUGCAACGUCGAAGUUAUCAUCAUUAUCGAAAUUUUCUCUGGUCCAAUAUUCACAAAUUGUCGGAGUAGACUGUGACUCUGGACGAGGUGUAGCACCCGUGACUAUUCUAUAAUUGGUCUCCUUAUCUCCGUUUAAUGGUACUUCUGGAUUGCCACGAUUGCCAUCUUUUCCUAAAAACAAUAACGCUAAUGAAACAUAAUGGAAUAAUGGAAUAAUAAAAUAAAUUUUUAAUGAUUAAAUAAUUAGUUUUUGUUCUUUUUCAGUUACCUUCGUGAACGACUUUCUUUAAUCGAAGCGGUGGUACGAUCUUCUCUUUUCCAAAAUUAAUCUCUGUUGUUGAUCCCACGAUCGACAUUGUACACUUUUUAUCAUUACAGAGCUCUGUCUUUCCUUCUUUAUCAAUGUUAGCUGUAGAAUUUGUAAAUAAUUCGUUGAAUCCAACGUCUGAGUUAAUGUCAGAAGAUUUUCUUCUUUUCUUCAAAUCCUUCGUAAGAUCUUUUCCACGUUCCUUAGAUUUCUCAUCAGUGAUCUUCCGUUUAAGACGAUCUACGAUCUUGAUGGAACAAGAGUUACGAUUCGUUUGCAACACUGAGUUUGUUUUUUCUGAAGAAGUCUUUUGUUCUCGAUUUCGUUCGAGAAAAAAAGUAGCGCUCUUCUUUUCCUCCGGACAGCCGUUAGCUUCCAAAAUCGUUGAUUUGGCAGGUUCCACGUUGACCACGUCUAAAAUCGAAGCCCUCACGAGUUUCAAUACCGGAGAACGAGAUUUUCGAGAUUUUAGUAUAGGUACAGCUCGAGUUGGAACCGGUGGUGCUGGAUGUAUAGGAAGGCAAUGAUUCGGUUGAACCGGAAUCACAUAUGAUCCGCGAUCACGUAAUGCUGUAGCUAUAACAUUGUUGCUAUUAUUAUCACGAUGAAAUCUGCUCGAACUGUCAGCUAUCAUAUCGUAAUCUUCUGCAACAGAUGAAUUAAUAUUUCUUUCGUUAUUUAGUUACGUAAAUAGCAAGAAUUCCCUUAUGCUAUAUAAAAUAUAUAUAAAACUUUACGAAGAAGGUCAAUGAAUAAUUUUGGUUCAAUUUUUCUAUCGGUUCGAAAAUAGCAUUAAAUUAAAAUAAAAAUUUAAAAAUUCUGCAAAAAUAUUUAAAUGAAUGUUAAUUAUAUUAUUAUUAUUAUUAUUUAAUAUCUUACAGAAAAAUACUGUUUUUUUUUUGUAUUACAGCUAUUUCAUACCUGAACUACUUGCACUUGUUUCUCUUUCUUUCCGCGUUAGUUUAGCUUCAUCGUUAGUCAAAUCCACGACGAUCGGUUGCUCGUGUACAAUCUCUCCUCUCGAGCCUAAUCCAGUCGAAUAACAAGACGAUUUCGAGAAUUCACAAGAAUCACGAGGAAUUUUGGAAAAACAAGACUGUUUUUUUGAAAUGUUCUUUCUGUAUCUCCUCUCCGCGCCAGGCAUUCCAAAAAAUCCGCGCAUUUAGGCUCACCAAGUUUCGAUCGAAGAACGUCACUCGAUCUCGGUAAAAAGGAAAGUAUAGAAACUAAAUUUUGAUAGGAACUUUUUGAAUAGUUAAUAUCAAAAAGCGAAGAACGAUAACGGACGCGUCUCUCCUCUCUUUUUCUGUCGAUAGCCUGAUAAUAAAUGCACCAAUUCGAUCGAAAGUAGUAAUCGAAUAAGGUAUCACAUGCAAGCCUUCUUAGUCGAAUUGCAGGCAAUUUUGACGAAUUUCGAAAAAAAGAAGGGAACAGAAAAGGAAAUAAUUCAAAGAACUGAUUUCUCGCUCUUCAUCACGUGCCACAAAAUUUUUUAUAUUCUAUAUUUUCAUUAUAAAUCUUGUAUAAAUUUUUAUUAUAUUAUGACUAUAACAGACCCUAUCUAUAUGUUAAGAAUAAAAAAAAAAAGAAAGAAAACGAAAAUUGUUUUUCCUUGUUUAACAAUGAGAAUCAAAUAUUAGUGACAAAAUCCUGGUGCGUAUCCGAUGAUAAAGUAAAGAAUCUACUAAGACUUUUUUAACUCCCACUUUUUAACGCUCCGUAAUGCCAACCUGGCAUAUGGAACCCCUUUAUAUGCAACAGGCGAUUUUAAUUGGCCAACAGCAAACGCUCUAUCGUUGGCGCAGGCGGGAAUGGUGUCAACUGGAAGGGCAAUGCGUGCUGGAAGGGUUAUAACUUCCCUCUUCUUCAUCGAAUAAUCAAAUAAUCGAAUAAUUAAACAAUAAUUGAUAAAUGUUCGAUAAAUAUUUAAUCUUUUUUUACUCGAUUAAUAUAUCGAAUAAUGAUUACAUUGCAUCUAGUAAUUAGAUUCAUUGUAAAUUUUAAAGAAUACAGGAAAAAUAGUUUGCAUUCGUUUUCAGUUUAAAAACGCCAUUCGGUUAGCGAACGAAAAGUAAAAUGAUAAUCGUUUGAAAAUUUCUUAAAGUUUUCUAUCCUUAUCGAGGGCGAUUGGGGAGGAGUUGUAGGUGACCUACGCAAAGGGGGAAAUCGUCUUGUGAGGGACACUCCACUCUUGACUUAUUCAUUCGCACGAAACAACAUGAGCAAUCCGGAGAGUAGACUUGGAUGCAAAACGACACAUAGUACGAUCGUAUGCAUGUAAAUGUAUACACUUCGAUGUUGUCCAAGUAGAAAGUGGGAAACUGACAAGUGGUAUGAUAAAUUAUAAAGGAGAACUAUCCUCUCUUUCAAAGGGCUCGCCUCUGAUUAGAUCACUUGCCGAUAUUAUCCGAAGAAUGCACGAGGGAUAUUACACAGUCCAUGAUAUACCUACAUCGAUUCGAGAAUAAGUAUCGAGUUUUUUUUUCGAUGAUCCUAAAAAUAGACAUCGUUCUAUAUAUAUAUAUAUAUAUAUAUAUAUAUAUAUAUGCGUGCAGUAUCAACAAUAAAUAAGUCUUGCUAUUUCUCAUUAUAUUCUAUUACGUUUAAUUCCCAUUGCGAUUCCUUUUCUGCCUCUCCUCUUUUUUGCGUAUAUAUAAAGUGUAUGCGUCUAUACCGAAUACGUCACCUCGACUAGUUUUCUAAUAUUCAAGUUCUUUGUUCCUUAGAUAUUAAAUUAUGCAUUGGUUUGCCGACCAAUUGCACGUUUGUACUAACUUUCCACAUUUGUAAAAGUUUUCAAAAUGCAUGGAAAAUUUCGAUUUUAAAAGAGAAAUCGAAUUCUACUACAUCAUUUACAGCAAGUAAUACAUUUUAUAAAAUAAGUUGCAUAUUUCAAUAAUUAAGAUAACGACAAGUUAUAAGAGCAAAGUGAAAGUCAAUGAACUUGUAACAAUGACAAUCAUUUCUAUGUUUCUUCACUUUUAAUAUUUUUCUUAUUUUUUUCCGUAUUCUUGAUAGAGUGAUCAUUUAAAGUAAUUUUAGAUUUUACAUUUAGAAUGCAAUAAUAAAACGUGCAUUCUUACCACAUCAUUUUUACCAUACUGUGUAAGAUGCAUUUUAAAUAACAGCUAGACGCUUAUCGAUUGCCGCCUUCCCAUCGAGCUCGUACUGUCAUUAAUAAAUACCGAGCUAAGAGACGACAAACUACUUGUUUAUCCUUUCAUAGUCAAUAGAACGCAAUGAAAAAAAAAUAGUUCCUACUGUUAAUGUUACAAAUAUAUUGCUACAAUAAGAAGGUGUAAUUAUCAUUCGUUUUAUGUACUUCCAUUUGUAAGUUCGAGAAAAACUGGGAAAAUGAAAUAACAUUACAUAUCCUUUUUAAUAAUAUUUAUAUAUGCGUUUCUCGAAUCAAAAUACAAACUAAUAGAAAUUUAUCAAACCGUACGUUAAGUAUAACGGAUAAGAAUUUUAAAUGUACAAUGAUGUUUGAAAACUCUUCCAACUGCGAAUAGCUAGAUAUGUUCAGUUUAUCCAUGUAUAGCAUAAACGUAAUAACACUUUCUAUGAUGCUGUGUAAGGGUCACCGAAUUCGUUCAGUUAGAUGUCGAACAUGAAGCGUGAAACUUCGCUAUUCUAUUCGUCAUUAAAGUGUGAUUAAAAUACACGGCGUAUUUUAAUAUAUUCAAUAAUACGUAAUCUCCUAGUUUAUUCUUAAUCUUGUAUAUUUGAGAGAAUAAGAGGGAGGGGGAGAAAAAAAGAGAGACGAUAUAAAAAAUUCAAAUAUAAGAUAAAUGUUGUCCUUUUUAUAUUUACUCUUGCCGAUAUAAUAUUAUAUUGUUUCCUUUAGAAAAUAAUUUGUAAGGAACAAGGAGAAGAAUAAAAGGAAACUUCGAAGGAAUACGUAUUCUGAUAAUGUUCGUCUUUAUGAAGGAAUAUAAAAACAUCCUUUACAGUACGACAAAAAAUUUGCACGCAAUUUCGAACAACAUUAAUAUCCAUCAAUACAAGAGAUACAAUGUUAUCGCAUUAAAUAUGCAAUCGAAUGUUGUUUUGAAAAGUUUCUUUGUACCAACUUUCAGAUCCGCCCAUAGACUGCUAUUAAUUUUUUAUCGAAUACGGUACCGUCACGCCAUCGCAUAUUAGCCGACCUUACUCAUCGCUGGUCUAGAAGAAACAUUUCUUGCAACUCUUUUAUGUUUUUUCCAUUGAUCUUCGACUUAUCUAAAAUUCAAAUCUAUCAUCCAUGUAGAAGAUCGUAUGAUCUAAUAUUUUCUUUUCUCUACGACAAAGAACUUCGCUAAAAGAUGUACAAAUAGAUCGAUGAUUAUUAUCUUUCAAAUUUUUCCUACCGAAACAAUUGCUACCUUAUCGACCAGACGUGAAUCAUAUUACGAAUUAAUAAAUUCUACGCAAUAAUAUUAUCGUAAUCUUCAGAAGAUAAUUGUCAAGUUUUUGAAUUACUCACAAUGAUAACGAUUCAAGUAGGCUCCUUGUUGCGGGGCAGUAACCACAAAUAUAGUUCCUCCAUGGAUAAUUAUUAAAUAAAUCCUCUUAGGUUGUUGAAGCACGCGGUUUAUGCGAUAGGUACACGUGUUCCGCCUACCACAUAUCGAAAGAACACAAUGUCUCUAUGAAUCCACUCGAUCGUAGACGCUUAUCUUGCUCUCUCUCUAUCCCUUUCUUUCUUUCUAUCUCUCUUUUUUUUUCUCUUUCUUUGUUUCUCUCUCUCUCUUUCAUUUUUUCGUGUAAAAACAAAUAGAAAAGCGAGUGCAAAUCCAAAGAAAAAAACCAACGUAUUAUCUAAAAAUAUUAAAACGGCUGAACUUGGUAGUAAUACUUAGCAAACAAUGCAAUAGAAAUGGCGCGCGAAGAAUGAAUGUGACAAGUAUGAUCAACAGCGCCGCGUAAUGACGUCACGUAGUAGCGCCACCAGUAAUCGUUAUCGAUUAAGCUCAUUGGUCGAGGAGCUUACAUUUUUUAAUCUAAAUUUUCUUUUUUGAUUAACGCAAAGAUGUAUUUUUCUUACGUAUUAUGAAACAAUAAUGUUUUUUAUUUUUAACAAUUUUAUAUUAAGAAUAAAUAUUUUAUUUCCUAACAUUAAUAAUUUUUGAAUAUAUUAAAAUACAGUAAUACAUUACUUGUCGUUUGAAAAAUAUACAUGUUAUUUCAAUGAUAUGGUAACACCAUGUAUUUAUAUGUAGCUAUCGAACAAACGAACGUGAUAUUCUAUGAUGUAACUAUUUUUUAAUAGUAUUCCAUUUUGGAUAAUAGCAGCAAUUCGUGCCAGAUGCACAUAUGAAUUUGGAAUUAGUUGAAACAUUAUAUGAAUUAAAAAUUGAUGAAUCUCGUUGGCAUUAAAAAAAUUGAAUGAAAAUGCAUGUUUAAUGUGGGAGUGAAUUAUUCUUCAAAUGAUUAAUGCAUAGCGUGGUAAUUCAGAAGCAUUUUAAAUCAUGUCAAAAACUUUGAACAUCUUAAAUGCUACAGAUAUUCCUUUACGAAAACAAGCGUCCUCCUGCGGCAAAUUAAAAUAUCGUAACAAUGAAAAAUGUACAUCAGGUGUAAUCUCAGCAAAUUUAAAAUCUAAUAUAUUAGGAGAAUGGGGGACAGAGAAAACUCGAAUUGAAAAUGGAAAGCAAAAACAUCUUACUGUUUCUAUUGGAUCAAAAAAACCAAUUAUUAUUACAAGAAAAGAGUAUGAGGAGUUUAAAAAGCGUGGUCACUAUGUCACUAAAGAAGAGAAACAAGCAACUAUUGCAAUAACAGAAGAGGAAAGAUAUAGACUUACCAAGGACAGCAUGAUACGCAAAGAAGCUAUUCGUAGGAUGGACUUAACAAAAAUACGCGAAAAAGACAAAAUGUUAAAUGAAGUCGAAGAAGAAGCCAAGAAAAGGACAAUGCAUUUACUCGAAAGAGCUUACAAUUUAAAGCUCGAACAAGAAGAGGAAAUUCAAAAAUAUAAUCGGUUUAUCUUAGAAACUAAAUGUAGAGCUAUAAGAGAUAUGCAGAUAGCUGAAAAGAAAUUAAUCAAACAAGAAUUGGUAGAAGAAGAAAAACGUUUAAAUGACAUGAUGGAAAAUGAAAGAAGAUGGGCAAUUGAGGAAGAUUUAAAGAAAGAAGAAGAGGAAAUUUCUAGAAAACAAAUAUUCUCAAAAAUUUUAAAAGAUCAAAUUACAGAGAAUGAAGAGCAACGAAUACUUGAAUUUGAAAGAAAGCAAGAGGAGAGCCACCUAAUUAAUAUGAAUAAUAUAACUUGGCAGUUAGCAGAAAUAGAAAAGUUACAUCACAAGGAAGCUGAAAGUGCUAAAAUCCGUCGAGAUCUAGCAGAAGUAAAUGAACAAUUGAAGCAUUUUAAAGUUAUGGAACAAGAGGAGAAUAGAAUAAUAGAUUUAAGGAUAAAACAAUAUAAAAAAUAUAAAGAAGAAAGAGAAACUCAAUUAGAUGAAAAGCAAAGAUUGGAGAAUUUAUAUAAAGAACAGGAAAAAGAAAGACUGGCUGUACAGGCAAAGCAUACACAAGAUCUUCAAGCACAAAUUGAUGCAAUAAAUGCAGACCGUAUACAAGAAGAAGUAGAGAGAGAAUGGAGACGGAAAGAAAAAGAAGAAGCAAUGAAAAAAAUUGAAACUAUACAGGAUCUUCGAAAAGGAAGAGAAGAACAAAUAAAAAAUAAAAGAUUAAUACAAGCAAUUGAAAUUAAUAGAGAAAAACGUGAAUUUGAAAGAAUUCUACGUGUACAGAAAGAAGCAUUUUGCCGCGAUAAGAAGAACCGUGACAAGAAACAACAAGAAGCUCUUGUUCAUCGUAGUGAGAUAUUAAGACAGGUAAAUGAAAAGGAAAGAGAACGUAUUCAAGCAAGACAGAAGAUGUUUGAGGAAGGAUUGGCAAUUCGUACACAAGUUGCAAUGCGCAAGAAGAAGUUACAGGAGGCUAUGAACCAAAAAUGUAAAGAAAUGAGAGAGAGCAAGGUACCCGAAAUAUAUAUUAAUGAAGUUAAACGCCUAAUCGAAAAUAUUGAAUAAUACAUAUAUACAUCUUGUAAGAAUUCUUAUUUGAUAAUAAAUACUAUGUUUAUGUAUAUUUAACCCUUUGCACUCGGUGCCUUUUCGAACGUUAUUUAUCAGCAAUUCGACGCCACCUCGUCGCGAAAAAAUGCAUCCAGGAAUCGUCAUAUUACAGUAUAGUUUCGGAACCAAAUAAGAUAUUGUAAUGAUAUUUGGUUUAUAUGAAUUUGUAGACAAUAAAGAACAUAUAUUUGCAAAAAAAUCAAAAUUUAUUUUUUAUAAUUUUCUACAGUGUGACUACAUCAUUGAACCAUAAUCGCAUAUUUUUGUUCCACAAAUCCUUUUUAUCGCUCUUUUUAACAUGUGACUGACACGCGAGCUACUAUACCAUGCGCACUUCUAAGAUUGAAUACUCGAUGCAGGUGUGUAAACAUAAUGAGCCCAUUGUUUUUUAUCGUAGUAGAAGAUAAUCAUGUUUAGAAUGAAAGGCUUAAGAAUUUCCAUAGAGUUGAAAAUCUAUAUUGGAAAUCGUACUGGGCCCAUUGUUUCUUAUCGCAGUAGAAAAUUAUCACACUUAGAACGAAAUGUGUAUAUACGAAUAAACGUCGUGAACGCACUUCAUAUGUUCUCUUUAAAAUAAAACCGGCUGAUAUAUUUUUCAUAUAUUUUGGUAAUUGUAUCAAAUUCUGAUUUGCUUUCUUGUGCCAUUUUAAUAAAAAACUACAGGGAAACAUGUGUUUCUCAAAAAGUUGCGAUAAAAUAAGUUCAUUCUCCUAGUCACUAAUAAACUUUGAUGUCCCCUCAGAGGGGACAUAUCCGAGUGUAAAGGGUAAACAUUUUAUAUCUAUAUUAUAAUAAAAAGAUUUUUUGUUUCAUUAUCUAUACACAUUUAUAUUAUACAAAAUCUUAAUACUGUAUAUAUAUAAAUAUACUCAUAUAAUUUGUA
Vespa velutina is the source of this 12182-nucleotide messenger RNA. Its product is annotated as cilia- and flagella-associated protein 45-like. The coding region runs from base 9689 to 11254 and encodes 521 amino acids. NCBI's taxonomy places the organism in Eukaryota, Metazoa, Arthropoda, Insecta, Hymenoptera, Vespidae. The record is from RefSeq and is a predicted model, not a curated record. The transcript is spliced from 10 exons.